GUCUUUUCUAGUUAACUAACAAUAUUUGGACAAUUUGACUUCAAAGUUUGUAUAACUGUAAAUUACGAUGGAAGAAAUUGAAAGUUUGAAAAGAAGGAAUCCCAAGUAGGAUCCAUCUUGAAAUUUCCUCAGUCACGUGACUCUCAUGAAAUAUGGAUUCCAUAAGAAAUAUAAACUGAAUAUCAAAGAAAAAAAUAAAUUUCUUAAAACAGCCAUGAAACAAGGAUUUCCUGUUACUUAAUUCACCAUGUUUCAAAGGGUGGUUCAGGGCAACAGCAUUUUGUUGACUUGGUUUAUACUGUCUCUACUUCUCAUGUACAGUCACUUAGAAGAUGUGCAGAAAUGUGAUAGAAAACGUCCCAUUCUCACAGACACUUGGGGUAUCGUUAAUGAUGGACCAACCAAUUACACCAACAACUCUCACUGUGAAUGGCUUAUCAAGGCCAACUCAACUAGUAAGUUUGUGACAUUGAAAUUCAAAAUGUUAGCUACAGAGUGCUCCUAUGAUCAUAUUUUUAUUUAUGAUGGAGACAGCUAUUCUAGCCCUUUACUUGGAACUUUCAGUGGAGACGCACUUCCUCUUCCAGUUACUGCUCAGUCUGGCUCAAUGUUAAUUUUAUUGUACAGUGACACCAAUUAUGUAUUAAAAGGAUUUGAGGCAGAGUAUAGCAUAACGGACUGUCCUUUAAACUGCAGUGGGAAAGGAACUUGUGUGGAGAAUCGUUGUGAAUGUAGCCAUCUCUCAUCAGGAGAUGCCUGUGAAAUUGAAUUGUGUCAUAAUGCAUGUGGAGCAAAUCAAGGAAAAGGACAAUGUCAGCACAUCCCCAGUCCUUCUCAGUGUGUGUGUAGUCCAGGAUAUUCAGGACAGUCAUGUAGCUUACCAUCAACCAAUAACAAUUCUGAAAACUAUUGGCACCUACUAUCUCAGGAAGGAACUGGCUUAUCACCGAGAGCAGGUCAUGGAGGGGUUUACCUUCAUUCACUUGAUAGGCUUUUUAUUUUUGGUGGAUUUUCAUUUCAUCAAGUCCUUGGAGACUUUCUAGCCUAUGACUUCAAUCAUAGUAAAUGGUUAAAUAUAACUCAGAAAGAGAACACCCCUGCACCUCGUUGGGGACAUGCAAUGGCUGUAUAUGCAAAUAACAUUGUGAUAUUUGGUGGAGAGUUACAAGAUGGUAAACUCUCUAAUGAACUUUGGCUUUACGAUACAAGCAAACAAGAAUGGAAACUAGAAGCCACAGGGAGUAAACUACAGCCCCCAUCACUGACUAAACAUUCACUUACUCUUGUAGAUGAGAAAUGGUUGUAUGUAUUUGGUGGUAGCUAUCAGAAUGGCUCCUUCUCAUCAGAUAUGUAUCGUAUUAACUUGAAGUCUGGUGCUUAUUGGGAAAAGGUAGAAGCCUUAGGUGGAAAAAGCCUGACUAGAAGACUGGUAGGACACUCAACUAUCUACUAUGCUCCUCUGAAGUCACUUGUGGUGUAUGGUGGGAUAAGUGUUCGUGAUGCUCGUUUUAGUCAGUUUAAUAUAAGAGUAGAUGCAUUUCAUGUCGAAAAAAAGUAUUGGACAGAACUUUUUCCAGGAAGAUCCCAUUACCAUCCACAGAUGCUGAAUGUUCCAUUAGGAAGAGCUUUCCAUACAUCUUCAGUGAUAGGAAACUACAUGGUGGUUUACGGAGGUUACAUUCAUAUUCAUACAAAAGAAGAGAAAUGUUUUGAUGAUGCACUUUAUUUCUAUCAUUUAGAAUGCCAUAAAUGGGUUGAUGUGUCCAAACUUAUGGAAGAAUAUUCAGAUACGUCUAAUCCUAUUCCAAAAGGGGUGUUUUCUCAUGUAGCAUCUGUAAGAAAAGGUCACACACUUGUUGUAGUAGGUGGUUACAAUGGGAGGAUGAGAGGGGAUAUACUGGCAUAUAUUUUCCCUUCUACUAUUACUAGCAGGGGAGGUGAAUCCAGCAACAUUUGCUCCAGUUACAGAUCAAAAAAUAAUUGCACUCAAAAUCCUUUAUGUGGCUGGUGUUUUAAAAAAAAUGGGUCUGAGCAGGGUCGGUGCUUGGAAAAAUCACACCGUGAGGAAUGUGAACUUCCAUGUCCAGGAUUGUGUUAUCAGUUACAAGACUGCCAGUCUUGUCUUGCAUGGGGAGAAGAUUUUACAACAGAAACUGUAGAUUUGAACAUUAAAUAUCGACCAGCUUGUGCUUGGUGUGUCCAGUCAUCCCAGUGCCAUCCUGUCAAAAAUCCUCCACCUGAAUGUCAACAUACAGUGAAUGAAGCUGGUGGUGAUGUAACUUGGUGGGGCUCUCAAGGAACAGACAUAAAGUCACUUAGUAACUGUCAAAUCAAGGACUAUCCACCAGGGAUUACAUUUCUUAGUUAUCAUUUUCUUCCUGAUUGGAACAAUCCUGAUAAUGUUUCAUUACUCAAUAAGACUACACACAGUGAAUGGAUUUCAAGAAGACCACUAACAAAUCACAGUCUUCCUAGUAAAGAAAAGGUAGACACUAUAAAAUUUCGAGGAUACCUUUACCCUUUGAAUAAAAAUGCCAAGAGAGGGUUGUCUCUGACAGCAAGUCCACAUUUAGCAGUUUUAAGAAUGAGUACAGAUACAACUUGGGAACACAUGGAAAUUGUGGCCAAUGUAACUACUACAGAAACAGAGGUGAAAGUUCAACGUCCAAAUGGCCAGACUUUGUUUCCUAAUUUUACUCGAUAUCAGAAGUACCUCUUAGAAUUGGAGGCCAGACAUCAUAUAGAUAAUACACAUCAAAGUCCCCCUAAGGUGGAACUCUUUUGGAGUUCAUCUGGUUCGGAAAAUAAGGUUAUUACACAGGAACAUCUGGAACCUUACAGGAAUGGAUCAUGUGGUAGCCUUUCUACUUGCAUGAGUUGUUUAAGUGAUGCUGAGUGUGGGUGGUGUCGUUCACAGAACCAGUGUUUGCAUCGAAAUAAAAGAGACUCUCGCAGAUCCCAAUGUUUCUACAAUGAAGAGCUUCAGUUCUUAGUGUUAAAACCAAAAGAUUGUCCUCUUUGUUCAGAUUUCAUUGACUGUAAGGAUUGUACUCAACAAUCACACUGUGAAUGGAUAGUAAAAACAGCUACCUGUGUGCGCAUUGGAAGCAAUGAUAAAUCUGUUCGUCAUACGAAACUUUGUCCAAUUCCAUGUGAAUUGCGACUCAACUGCACUUCUUGUCUUGGAAAUCCUGGGAUGUGUGCGUGGUGUGAACAAACACAAACAUGUUUUAUGUUUUCAACUUUUACAACAUCUUUUAUGUACGGUGGUUGUCGAGAAUGGGUAGAUGAGGAUGAGAACCGCAGAGGUUUGGAGAACUUUGGUGGCCAGUGUCGAAAUUGUUCUCGCCACACUAACUGCAGGUCCUGUUUAAAUUACCUACGUUGUGGGUGGUGUGGACUUGUCAGUAAUCCAACCCUUGGAGCAUGUGUGAGCGGAGACUAUGGUGGACCAGAUAUUGGACAAUGUGAAAAUAUUUUAGAGCACAUCCACACUAACAUCUCUGAGUUGGAGCUUGCUGAGUGGUCUUAUAGUACCUGUCCUCUUGUCGACGAGUGUCGCCUGGGUCUUCAUGAUUGUCACUUGAAUGCAAGUUGUAUUGACACAAAGGAUUCCUAUAACUGUACUUGCAAUAAAGGGUUCAAAGGUGAUGGAGUUUCAUUCUGCAACAGAACAUGUUUAGAAGAGUGUGUCCAUGGUCAUUGCUCUGAAGUCCUUGACUACCAGUGUACAUGUGAAAUAGGUUGGACUGGAAGUGAUUGUAAUACUAAUUGUGGCUGCCAUAACCAUAGUACUUGUGUCCAUGGAGUUGGUCUCUGUGAUGAAUGUCGGGACUUGACAGAGGGAAAAUUCUGUGACAAAUGCAGUCCUGGAAGUUAUGGAAAUGCAACCAGUAUGUUAACUGGAUGCAAGAAGUGUGAUUGCAACAAACAUGGUAAUGUGAAAAAAGGAAUAUGUGACAAUAAAACAGGAACUUGCUCUUGUGUUGACAAUACCAUUGGGAAAAGAUGUGAGAAGUGUGCCCCAGGUUAUUAUGGUAAUCCCAUAAAUGGUGGUCAGUGUUAUCGAAGGUGUAAUCCUCGAAGUGUAAGCACAGAUGUAAAAAGUGGGGGAUUAGGGGUUCCCCUGUCAACUAAGGAAGUUGGACAUUGUCUGUGGAUAUUCACAGUUUACUCAUCACUUGAAGAAUCAUCCUUUCAGGAGAAUGGACAGAGUGCUGGAAUUCUUUUGACAAUUGAAUCAGAUAUACAGAUUUCUUGUUAUCAAAAUCAUAUUUACGUUUAUGAUGGGCUACCCAAGUUUCUUCACCCAAAUCGUCUGAGACGGGAACUUGGGACUUUCUGUGGAACAAAACAGCAUCAAUCAAUCAAGGUCUUAGCUACUUCAGGAUACCUUACUGUUUUCUACCAGCACAUUGAUGCAUCACAAGGAUUUAAUGCUACUUAUCAUCGUGUGGAGUGUCCAGAUUUUUGCAGAGAUCCUCACCGUACUUGUAUAGAUGGUCAAUGUCAAUGUAAACCUGGCUUUGUUGGUCCCAACUGUGAAGAAGCCAUCUGUCCCAACAACUGCUCUUCUACACGAGGUUAUGGAGCUUGUGAUGAGACUUAUGGACGAUGCCAAUGUUGGGGAAAUUAUGGAAGAACCAAUUGCUCCAUACUCUUGGAUCCACCUUAUGCUAGUUGGAGUGUCUUAUUUAACCCUGCAACUGCUCGUGCAUCAUCUGUACCAGAUUUAGCAUCUGUUCUCCCUCGCAUGGGCCAUUCCUUAUUGACUAGCAGAAAUCCGAGUCCUUCAAAUAGGGGACUUAUCUGGGUGUUUGGUGGAUAUUCUACAGAUAAAGGAGAACUGAAUGAUCUUUAUAAGUUUAACACAGCUACCAGCAGGUGGCAAGAGGUUGUCCCAGAACCUCAAAGUGCUGGGCCUCCUCCAGGUCGACACUUCCAUGGAGCAGCAAUGACAAGAAAUGACAUCUAUGUUUUUGGAGGACUAAGCAAGGACAGAGUAAUGGGAGAUUUUUGGAAAUUUGAUACUGAAAAAGGGGUUUGGACACAGUUGAGGACAUCUUCAGAUGUUCCACCGUUAAGUGGUUUAACCUUGAUCGCUAUCAGUGACAAGAGUUUACUGGUGAUAGGAGGUUAUUCUCCGGAGUAUGGGUUUCUGGAAUAUCUUUUAGAAUACAGUCUUUCUAGUCGAGAGUGGAAGAUUCUAAAUAGUAGUGGAGCUCUACCAGUUGGGAUUUAUGGACAUUCAAGUGUCUACCAUUCCCAGACUGAAGCUGUUUACGUAUUUGGAGGUUUUCUGUACGAUUUCAAUCAAGUGGUAGUUUCUGAUCAACUUUAUACCUUUCACUUGCCCACGCUUCGUUGGUCAAGGCUUCCUAUUGACAGAAGAACCAGCUCAGCCAGACCAAUGCCAAGAUACUUUCAUGCUGCAGCCACCACAGCUUCAUACAUGAUAAUCAUUGGAGGAAGGACAAACAAUAGCGAGUUGAUUAAUGAUGUAUUUGCUUACAACUACAAGUGUAAUUCAUGGGGUACACUUCAGCUGAAUAGUGAUCUACCAGAUGUUAAAAGAGGAGAAAGAAUCUUCAUAGAUGUUAAAAUAGAAGGAGAAAGACCUGGUCCAUUGUCUGGUGUUGCUGCUGUGUGGUUAGAAAGUGGUUUUUACGUGUUUGGUGGAUAUAAUGGACAAACUCAGGGACAUUUAUACCAGCUGACCCUUCCCCUCGAUCUUUGCCACCUCUUUACUUCCAGUGCUUUAGCUUGCCGUAAGCACACUGGUUGCUCAUAUUGUUUAACAUAUGAAAAUGGUACCAAUGAAACUUUCUGUUUUGCAGAAGAAGGGUCCAUACUUUCUAGUAUAGAUGAGAAAUUUCACAAAGUAAAUGAAAAUCCAAUUUUUAACUGGACAUGCGUGAGGAAGAAACUUCAUGAUGUUACCUCAUACAAAAUGGAGUCUAUUCCUCCCAGAUCUUGUCCACCACGUUGUAAUCACCAUCAUAAUUGUUCAACUUGUCUGAACAAAUCAGGCAGCGAGGGAGGAUGGCAUGAGUGUCGUUGGUCUACUGCUUUGAGAAAGUGCUUUUCUCCAAGUUUUCAACAAUUGCAAUGUGAGGGAGGAUUGUGUGGAGCCAUAUUGGAGGCUCCUAAUUUCCAGUGUAGUGAUCCAUGUUGGAAUCACACACAAGCUUCUCAGUGUCUCAAGUAUCCUCGUUGUGGUUGGUGCUCUUUCACAGGACCCCUUGUUGAUGGCCAGGGACUGUGCAUGGAUGGUGACUUACAAGGCCCAACAGGUGGAGGCAUGUGUCGUCAAGGGGAAAUUCGACUGCAUGAUGCUGAAAUUUCAGAACAGAUAAAUCGCUGGUUUUCAAUGUCUCUUAACCCUCCAAAGUGGGCAUACUUGAAACCACCACCAGAAAACGAGUGUCUCAAUGGACAUCACACCUGUGAUGAACGUCUUGAAAAAUGUGUGGAUCUGGAAGAGGGCUUCACCUGCCAGUGUCGGGAUGGCUACACAGAAGAAGGGGGACAUUGUAUGGCAGUUUGUAACCAGGGAUGUGUUUAUGGCAUAUGUGUGGAACCAAAUGUUUGUAAGUGCCACUUUGGAUACGUGGGACAGAAUUGUUCUACCAAGUGUCAGUGCAAUGAUCACAGUAACUGUGCUGGGGUAGACAGGCUGGAUGAAUGUUUGGAAUGUCACAAUAAUACUCAGGGUUCUCAGUGUGAGAAGUGUAAACCAUUUUUUGUAGGUGAUCCUGUCAAAAAAAUUAAAUGCACCCCUUGUAUAGAGUAUUGUAAUGGCCACACUGACAUUUGCUUUGACUCUGCAUUGUUGAAUAACACCCUUCCUACUAUGCAGCCAAUGGAUAUCAUUGACAUUAAGGACUUGGUUCUAGAAGGUUCCACUGGAGGUGCUGUUUGCUUCAAUUGUCAAAAUAAUACUAAAGGCGAACACUGUCAGAAGUGUAUUCAAGGAUAUUUUAUACUUGGUGAUUCCAUAAAGGAUGGCUGUCGACCGUGUGAAUGCCAUGGCCAUGGGGACACAUGUGACCCUUUGACAGGUGAGAAUUGUAAUUGUCAGAAUAAUACAGAGAAUGAACGUCAUUGCAGUCAGAAAAAUGGGAAGAAUUCAGCGACACCUUGCUGGAAAUCACAGUGUGCCAAGUGUAAAGAGUAUUUUCUUGGUCAACCCACUGAUGGCCAUCAGUGUUAUCGUCAUAUGUACAUGGACAGGGAUUACUGCUUUGAUCCUUUCACCCAAGAUGAUUGCAAAAAUCCUAGCUCACUCCUUCAGGGCCAAACAGUGUUUUUUGCAGUUCAGCCACGUUUUAUGAAUGUAAACAUUCGAGUAUUUGUGGAUGUUACCAUAGGAGGUGUAGAUGUGUACUUAUCAUCCAAUAGGGAGAGCUUUGUGGUAGAAGUGAACAAAACAACAGGUGUUCACAUUGUUUAUGUUGAUAAAAAAUUUGAAAUCGUUAUGGAGUCAAGUGACAGAGAAACAGAUUUUUUUUUUGCUGAGAGAACUUUUAGACCUGAGAGGCUAAAUUUUCAAGACAAAUUAUCAGGAAAGCAUUCUAACCAAACAGAACCACCCCCAACUGAACACUUGAAGCUUAAUGAACUGUGGGCUAGGGGAUUGACCACCUAUGCAUUCUUGAAAGAUCCUAGUGAUUUUCUUGUAAUUCGAGGUUUGCAGAAUAGGCUUGUAAUGACUAUUCCACAGGAAGUUCAUAACCUGGGAAAAGACCGUUUCUAUAUGAUUUUGCAUGGAGUAGGUAGUGAAAGUUCUUCAGAUACUUUUGGGAGUCUUUUCUUUAAGCAAGAGCAAACUAAAAUAGAUCUUUUUGUUUUCUUUUCUGUGUUCUUUUCAUGCUUCUUUCUUUUCCUGGCUAUUUGUGUGAUUGUGUGGAAAGUCAAGCAAGCCUUCGACCUUAGACGAGCACGUCGCCUGCAUGCUGCCGAGAUGAAACACAUGGCAAGUCGUCCCUUUGCUUCUGUGUAUGCUAUAAUUGAGCCAGAGCCUGAAGAAUAUGAAUAUUUACCAUAUUCUCCCAAAAAUUACUCUAAAAAGACAAAAUAUAACAAGUAUCACAAUGGUAGAGACUCUCCUAAAGUUGUAUUAAAUGAACGAUACUAUGUAAGACCUGUGGCCAUUGAGCCUACAGAUGAUGGUGUUGCAGCUAUUGCUACAACACUCAUUUUGCUUCCAGGAGGAACUAGCGCACCUGUUCGACUUGCCUUGGGCUCAGGACUGGUCACUAUGCGAGGAAUCUAUCAGUGUGUGAACAUUAGGUCAGCAAUGAGACGAAGUACAAGCCACGUGACUUUGUGAUACUGUUGCAGAUAGCUUACUGUCACAGUACUUCUGUACUGGUUGGUAAUUUUUCUGUUUAGUUCUGAGUAUUGAAGAAUUGCUUUAUACAUGUUCCAAAGUAUGAAAAAUUAAAACUAUCUGCUCAUCCCUUGCCAAAAGACUUUUUCAAUUCUGCAAAAGGAAUGUCAUAUUUUACAGCUUGAUAAAAUUAGUGAUGAUAGAAAGUCAGCCAUAGCUUCCAGGACUAUCCUACCUCAGUUACUGUAGUUGAUAAAAGUCAUAUACACUUCUCUUAUACGUGUUAAAAGUGAAGAUAAAAAUUUACAUGUUAUGUUCUAACAUUAUAUUUAGUGUUAUAAUCUUCUGCAUCUCUUUUUUUUUUCCCACCUUUUUAUUUACAUUACAAACUAAUGCUUCUUCUGCUCCAAUAUUAAGGGUGAUUGAUAAUUUUUCUUCUAUGCCAAGAUUAGAAGUGCUGAUUAAAAGCAUCUGCAUUGUUAUUCUUUUUCAACCAUAUGAAUGUCAACUGAUGUGUGCCAACAUCAGAAAUGCAAAGAGACAAUUCUUUGUACUUGUUACUUAGAUUAUUAGGAACACGCAUCAGGUUUUUGUAGUCUGUGUCAGUAAGCUUGUUGUCUUAAUUUUCAUCAGCAUGUAUAUAGAGUAAAUACAGUAUGUACAGUUCUUUGUAUUCUUUAUGUUGACGGUACUGCAUAAUGACAACACUUCAUGCAUUACUCAGAGUCCAAAUUAAAAACAUGAACUUACAUCUUCUAUAUCUUUUUCUGCUCUUUGUUGAAAUUCCUUUCUUCCUGCUUGAAAGUAAGAAAAAUUUGAUUGACAAAGUAAGAAAACAACAACAAAGAACUAUAAAUAGAAAGUAAGGAAAAUCCAAUUCUUGUUCUUUUUUUUCUGAAUAAAUGUAUCACAUGAGGAAGAAAAAUUGUUUUGACAAGUUUAUUUGUGGUAGGGGUCUCUACAAAUCAGAAACACCAGUCUAGCUAUGGUUGGAUAAACAGUUUUUAUAUUUCAUUUUGAAGACAUCAUGUUAGUUGUAAGGUGUUGAAGUAGUGUAAAAUUAGAAUGGGACUGAUUGUUGAAAUACAUUAAUAACAUUUUACUUGUUGCUUUGUGUAAAUAUCACAUAGCAGUACUUUCCUGCUUUUUUAUAAUCAGUUUUGCAAUGGAAAUAUUACAGUGUUCAGUUUCAGGGUAUGCCUAAAAUUUAAAAGUCUUCGUUGUUAGUAUGUUGUAUAUAUAUCUAGACAUAUUAACUUCAGAGCUUGAAGAUAUUAAUAGUUUUUUUUUUCUCACAGUUGAAUAUUUAUACACAAGCACACAUAUUUCUUGUAAUUAAUUUUUCAUCUCAUGAAGGACUGAGAUGAAGAUGUACUUAAGGUGUUUGAUGGGGUUAUCUGCAGCUUUUGGAAUAUAAAUUUUUUCCUGUACUAUAUGUUGGAACCAUUUAGAGCUAUUCCAGAAAAAAUUUAAGAAUUGUACAUAAUAUAUAUUUUUUCUUUAAUUGUGGAAAACGUCUGUGUAUUAUAGAAACAGUUUUCUGCUCAGCUUGUAAGAAUUUAAAUGAUUAACUAAAUUAAAUGGAUUACCCAGAUUUACAUUUCAUAUACAAAACAAUUAGGUUGGUAUCUUUCUUUCUAUUUAUAUGUGAAAGGUAACUAACAGCUUUUUGGAAACCACAACAAUUCCAGCCAUAAUAUUUAUAACAGUUUACUUUCCUGUAACCAAGCCUAUAGCAUACAGUAAGCAUUACUGAUAUGACAUAAAACUGUUGGCUAAACUGCCUCGGAUAGAAAAGAUACACCUCUGGUACAUCCAGUAUUUGUACCAUACAUUUUAUAAAAUUGCUUCUGAUGGCUCCUUUAUUCUUAUAUUUAAUUUUUUUUCUUUUUGCAUAAACUGUUUAUUGUUUUACAUUGAGAACAUUGUUGAAAAAAGAAAAUAUUAUUGUUAUGGGAAUGUAAGUUCUAAUGAUAUGUACAUUCUGUUAUUGAUAGUAAUAGUUAUUCUUGGAGUAAAGUUACUUUAAACGUGGAAUAAAAUGAUAAAGGAUAUCUUUCUUUACAUUACAACAUAUAAAUUUAUUUUAAACAGAAAUGUGUAGGUACUAAAUACUUGGUUGUGAACUUUUCAUUUGUAUAAGUGGUGUAAAUAAUAAUAAACUUUAUUUCUCCAGUGUAGUCAAGUUAAUGUUUUUAUUUCCAUAAUGCACAAUAAAUUUAUUAAGUGAUUUUUACCUGACAAACGAUGCUUUGUGAUCUGAGUUGGUUUCAUUCAAUUAAGAAAUUUUUUCUACUUAAUGUGGUUUAAUAGCUGCAUGAAGGUUUAUAGGAACAGUUUGCAAUUCCAACUUAAUGCUAGCUUUUCAAGCUUUUUUUAUGUAGAAUCAGUUUAAUUUACCCAAAACACUUGGUAAGUUUGUGACUAUAAUAUGUAGCUUUAUGCCUUUUAAUUAAUCUUUAACCAGUCAGUACAAGGUUUUCAAAUUGUAGUCUGUAUAAUGAAGCUUCAAGUAAUCCUACUUAAAUUCUUUUUUUUCUCCAUCCUGUCAUAGAUUUUUUAUACAUUUUUUUGUGAAAUUUAUAAAGAAAAAUUUAAACACUCCUAAAACAUUAUUGUUCAUUAAAUCAUACAAUUCAUGUCACUUGCAUAAUAUUACAAUUUGUUUUUGUACAGUCAUCAAGAUUUGGAAAUUUUUAUGUCAACAUCCAAAUGUACUUGUGCCCCAUAUUUAUAGAUACUGAACAAAUUGCAGCCGUGGCUAGCAAAACAGUGUUAACGUGGGGACUGGAAUAUUUGACUUUUAAACAUAUCUAACAAAAAGUUAUUAUAUAUAAAUUAGAAUACCAGUAAAAAAUAUAUUGGCUAGAGUUUUCCAUCGAUGUUGAAAUCUGUUGUAAUUAUGAAAGUAAACACAUAAUUUUCAUUUUAGUUCUAUUAACUCUAGGCAGAAUUUUCAGUGUCCAUUUUAUAUGUUUUUUUGCAAACGAGAGCAACUGAUCCAACCACACUCCGAGUAGAGGCUAAAUUUCAUGGCUGAAAAUACUUGAAGUUUAAUUAAGUUACAUUGGAAUAAAAAGUUCUGAGGUAUAGCAAUAAACUAAUUAUAAGUUAUAAUAUAAGGUAUAGUAAAAUUUGUGACAUAUGUACCAUUGGACAACAGAAAUUGAAGAAGUAUUUUGUAAUAUCUGUUCAUGCUAUUUAUAUGCUAGUAAUUAAACUGUUAAUUACAGGCUGAGGCACCAUGUUGAAAUAUAAAGGGUUUAUUAACCAACAGGCUUUCCAGCUCUUCAUCAGGGGGAAAUUGGUUAUGUAAGAAAACCACAAGCUUAUAUUCAUAUUGUUGCUAAGGUGCAUUUCAACAGUAUUUUAUGUCUAUGUUAGUGGCUACAUAAAUAUUUAUUAUGUCCAUUUACCAGUAAUAUGUACAUUCACAAUGUUGUUAAACUAACAUAAGGAUAUUGGUGUGAAUACAGUUAAUGCAUAUACAAUUAAUACAUAUAUAAGGUUAGACAUUAUAA
Messenger RNA from Limulus polyphemus (Atlantic horseshoe crab), 11853 nucleotides. RefSeq names its product multiple epidermal growth factor-like domains protein 8 (gene Megf8). Gene Ontology annotation, molecular function: protein binding; calcium ion binding. The transcript has 34 exons. NCBI's taxonomy places the organism in Eukaryota, Metazoa, Arthropoda, Merostomata, Xiphosura, Limulidae. Bases 248 to 8332 code for a protein of 2694 amino acids. The record is from RefSeq and is a predicted model, not a curated record.